AAGCAGAGCACAGAGCUCUUACUGGGAUAGUGUGGAAUCUCUGGACAUAGGGAGGAACUCUCUAACUGAUCUCAUGAACUCCCUUCCAUCUGCCUGGAGACAGACUUCCAUCUGAACUUCACAAGCCAUCUCCACUGACACCUCACAUUCCUUGAACACCCAGCCUGAGCUGUACCACUCUGCAACUGCCAGUAUUUAUUCUCUAACCACUGAAUGGUUCCUCAUCCUUGGACUCUUUUUGGGGUUUUUUUAUAGAGGAACUUUGUGUUCCUGUUCUUCUGUUGGGUCCUGAGAGAGUUACGUGCAACAUUGAGAGAUGAUCCCGUUCCCUGCUCCUCGCUCCUGGGCUCCUCUCGUGGCGCUGCUGUGUGCAUGUCUCGUGCUGAGCGGGGCCACACCGCAUCUCACCUACCAGCGUCCCGGCCAGAAGGGCAAGAACUGGUGCGCCUACAUUGUGAAUAAGAAUGUCAGCUGCACGGUCAUAGAUGGGACGGAGAGCUUUAUGCAGCCUCAGUACAGAUGUGCCUGGAAUCAGAUCCACUGUCAGCCAACAAUGGUCUAUAAAGUGAGCUUCCGACCAAGAUAUACUACGUCGUACAAAGUUGUCACAGAGUUAGAGUGGAGGUGCUGCCCUGGCUAUAAGGGGGUGGACUGCAAACAGGGUCCUUCAGAAGAGCCCAAGUAUAUUCCUCUGCAGACCUCAAGGCCUGCCCUUGGGAACACAGAUAUUGGAACUGGGGUAAUACCAGAGAGGCCAAAACCACAAGAGGCCAAAAGGGAAUUGCAGGAACUGCAGAAUUUAAAUGAAGCACAAGAGAAAAAAAUUCAGUUCCUUGAAGAUGAAAUGCUUCGUCUAACCCAGACAGUGAUUGACAUGCAAACAUCUCUGGCAGGUGUAAAUGAGAACCUAAAGAUUACUAUUCAAGAGGAUGUGAGUAAGAAUCUAGUUUCAUUGCUCAACAACUUGCCACGACCAGAAAGUUUCUCCGGUGGUAAAACCGAGACUAUUACUUUCCCAGGAUUUUCUGGAAGUACAGAAAGAGAAGAUGGUGUAAGGGACAUUAUUUCUGAAUUAAAUGGGGUGAAGGAAGCCUUGCAGAGCAAAAGUCUUUUGAUUGACCAACUCAAUGAAAAAUUAAAUAUAUAUGAAGAACGUUUAGGGCAGUUUCAGGAGGCAUCACAUGGACCUGCCCCUACAAUGCACAUUAUCAAUGCACCAGAGAAAUCUAUAGAUGAAAAAUUAGAAGCACUUAGAAAUGAAAUGUUCGAUGGACUGGACAUAAAAAUGGCAGAUAUGAAAAAUUCUUGUGAUUAUAAAUUAACAAGUGUUCAGCAACAAUGUGAGGACCAUGAGACCAGCUGUUUGGGUGUGAUAGAGCUUCUUAGGGAGAAAGAGACAGAACUCAGAAAGGAAAUAAAUGCAGUAAAGUCCCAGGGAGGCGUACAAGGAGACAGUCAGAGCUGUUGCACAAAUAAUGGCGAUCUUGACAAUAAAAUAAAACACUUGGAUCAAAAGGUUGAGAGAAUUUCUGAAGCACACAAAGUUCUCAAUAGCAGGAUAGACAAUGAGAUACAGCGUAUAAACAAUCUAUCACCAGACAGCAUUUAUGAGGAAAGAUUGACUGAAUUGGAUUUUAAAAUUAACGUUACAGAAAAGAAUGCUGAGGAGCAUUGCUUUUAUAUUGAGGAGACUCUGAGGGCGCUAAUUACUGCAAAUUCCAAUGAAAUGAAGGAUCUACUUGAUACAAGGCUGCAGAAAAUGGAAGACAUUGUAUGGGAAAUCACAAAUGCAUCUUCUCCUGAUGUUGUGCAUUCUAGUAUUGGGUCAACGACUCACCGUGAGUCAGGAUCUGUCAGUGGACAUCUUGUAACUGAAAUAAAGGGCCUGAAGGAUGCAGUACAACAACUUGAAGGCCAAAUGUACUCCAUUUUGCACUCUAGUGAAGACUAUUCCAACCACAAUGAUGGACAUAAAGAAAAUGAUAAUGUUAUUCUUUUAAAAUCCUUGAAUGACACAAUAAAUGAGAAGUUUGACCUAAUCCAGCUGAACAAAGUAGGUCUAGAAACAGUGAGAGGUGACCUGCGUAAACUACAGCAUAAACUAAACAGCAAUGAAGAGGAUUUGAAUCUGUUAAAAGAUGGGGUGAGUGUGUUUAACAAUCAGCUACUGGAUAUAAAGUCCACUGUUAAAUAUACUGAAACAGGACUUCAUAAAAAAGUAGAAGAAGUUGAAAGACUUUGCAAAGAUACCUCAUACUCAGCAACAAACAAUGAAUGCUGUAAUGACCUUCAGAGCAAAUUUGAACUACUGAGCAGUGAAAUAACUGUUGACAAAGGAAAAUGUACUGAACAUACUCAGGGAAUUCAAAAGGAGAUGUCUAAUGUGGAUGAUAGACUCUCAAAGUUGGAGAAUGUUUGUGGGAAGCUUGACACCAUCUCCGGCAGUAUGCAGAGGAUAAAAGAUGGCCUUAAUAAGCAUGUUACCAGUUUGUGGAACUGUAUACAUACUAUAAAUGGAACAGUAAAGUCACAUUCCAAUGACAUUUAUGGCCUAAAGAAUUCAGUCCAGGUGUUUCACAGCCAGGUCUCCAAAAUUACUUCUGAUCUCGACAAUCUUAUAAAGAGCCAACCUGCAUUAGGAAAAGAACCAGAGCAGACAUUGCAAACAAGAAUUAUACCUCUGCUCCCACCAAGAGAACCUCAGAAGCCAUCAUAUCCCCAAGAUCCACAACAACCGAAUAUCCCACAACAACCUGUGAUACCACAAAUACCUCAGUACCCAACACAGCCUAAAGUAACAGAACAUGCAGCACAACCAAAGCUACCUCAGGAACCAAGUGUCUCAAAACCACACCAGCAACCAUCACAACCAAGGCAACCUUUCUUGCCAGAUUCUGUUUUCACCAUCCCUGUGCAUCCCGGAAGGGAUGGCAUCAUUGUUGAGACUGGUGAGGCUGGACCCCCAGGAAGAAUGAUCAAGACUGAGUCAAGACAGUCUCAAGGUUCAAAUGGACUGGAAAAAAUCUUAAAGUCAACAGGCUCAGCAACAAAAAUACUUAAGUCUGGAUCUGAACGUCCUCAUGGUGCAGAUGGGCAACAGGAUAUACCAGUUUCCAAAGGAUUUGCAGGAGCACCAGGAUAUCCACAAAAAAAUGUAAAUGCAAGAGAUCAAGCUAAAAGACCCGGUGUUUCAGCAUCACAAGAUCUUUUUAACAUACCAGCAUUUUCAGAAGCACAAGAGAAUCUCAAAGUAUCCUUUUCGGAAUCACAAGGAGCCACUACAACAACAGCUUUGAUUUCCUUCUCUGCUGGGCUGAAUGGAAAGAGGGAGCCUUAUGAGGUUGGAGUCAUCCAUUUUAACAACAUUUUGGUCAACGAUGGUGAACACUAUAAUCCAUUAACAGGUAUCUUCACUGCUCCUAUUGAGGGCCGUUACAUGAUUACAGCAGUCCUCACUCCUGAACAAGACCAUCACGUUGAGGCCAUCUUGUCAGUGUCCAACAUCAGCGUGGCACAGAUGGACACGUCUGGCUACCGAAGAGAAAUUCUGGAAUAUCACAAACCCGGGAGACCCAUAUGUGGGGGAGUGGGCACUUUCCAUCUCAUCCUGCAUCUGAAAUCUGGAGAUGAAGUCAGUAUUGUACAGACCGGAGGCAAGCUCGCCAGCUCCAGCUCAGACGAAAUGUAUUCCACAUUCAGUGGAGUCUUUUUAUAUCCUUAUUCAUCUUCAUACAGAUAAUUUUAUUCCACAUGAAACAGAAGAGACAUUUAGGAAAGAUCUUCACUGCCGUUCAGUUGGGGGUGUUAAUAUAUAAUAUUUACAAAUUACUUAAUUUGUGAACCGUUGCUUUUUUUCUUCAUUCUGUACCCUGAUACAUUUACAUCACCAUGGCUAUAAAUGUCUGCUUUGUGCUCAGUAUUAGCAACAGUUUCCUGAACACUUUGUUAUAAACACAGCAUAGUGCACUGUUAAGGAAUGUAAGAGGUUUUUUAUUCAAUUGAAGAUGUUUUUAUAUAUAUAUUUCUUUUUUUUGUAAAUUAUCCUGAACUUGUUUAAGCAAGUGCCAACAAUAUAGUAAUUUAAUAUUUAGUGUCUGAUAUUUCGUCUAUUUCUUCUCACUCUCUAACUGAUCUACCCUUGUAGCCAAAGUAUAAAGGGUGCGCUUUUACAAAUUCUUAUAUACUGCUGUGACAGAUAUCUCUAGCAGCCAAUCAGCAGUUAUGUUUUACUCAUCCAGCACAGACAAAAUUAUAAAGUGAAACAUCUGAUUGGUCCCUGAGGAGCUCUCGUUGAACUGGGCUCGUGAAUCUGUGUUUGGCUGGGUGAAAUGAAGUGGGCCAAACAUGAUGGAGCCAGAAGUUCAGGCAAAGGUCUUUAUGAAUGGAACAAAUAUAUCAGACACUGUGACCACUGGAAGCACUUACAGGUAGAUGUGGCCACAGGUAGACUGGGCUUUCUAACUUGCUCUGGAUUCAAUUUAUCGUAGGCAAUGGCGGCAAUAAUGCAAUGGCCACCCUAAAGCUUUAUGUAUGGAAUCAACAUUGAUGAGGCCCCUGGUGUAGCAUCUUCAGCCUAAGGGAGUUGUAUAGAAACAGCAAGGGGAAUGCAUAUUUUUGCCAUGCCUGCCCUAACCUUAUCUGGAGACAUAACAGAAGCUUUCAUGUGUCUUAUUCUAUAUUUUGUAUUUACUGUAUUGAAGCAUCAGGCAUCUACUGUAAAUGGGAGAAGUGAUUGUACUAUACUCGUGCUGUUUACUUAUUCUUUCCUUCUAGAGCUUUUGUGGUAGAAAUCAGGGAUCACGAUGGUUUAUUUAAAUGUUCCCUUUCCUUCUUGCAUCACAGAGGAAACAAUUGGAAACUGUACUGCCCUCUGUAACCACAGUCUGCAACAAAUAAUUCAAAGCAUAUUAAGUAUAAAACUGUGGAAUCAUUCACCACAAUAGAAACGUGGCCCAGGUGCUCCUGCCCCAGGCCCUCAGCUCAAGGGAGCGGACAAUCCGUAUAUGAAGCACACAUAAGUUGGUGCAAGGCACAGUGGUAGACUCACGUAUCGAUCAGACCAGGAAAACCACAGACCCACAUUUCAAAAAGAAUUGAAAAAUAAUAAUGCUGUUACCCUUCACGUAUUUGACACUCACCAUUUACAGUAUAUUAGUAUCUUCUUCUUGCCAACACUGGGUGUAAUACAACCAUUCAAUAAAUUAAAGGCUACCCCCUCACUGAACUUUAUUAAAAAGAAUAUGUAUAUGUGGAAAGCAAGAGAGCAUUAUUAUUCCUUGAGAUAAUGGCAAGAAAGCUUCACGAUUGCACCAACUUGGGUAAAUCACCAUAUAGUAUGUAUACCUGCAGAUAAACUAUGUAUAUGUAUUAAGGCUACUUCAAUUCUUUAUAUUGUGCUAUAGAAAUUCUGUCUGUGCACCGUAACAUGUUCUUCAUUAUGGAGUGCUGGAGCAUUCAGCCAAGAUCUGCUGGCAAGCUCUUCAACAUGAGUAGAAACCAAUGCAAGCUUCCUGGUGGGUGUAAAAUCCAGCCCUUAGUGUACAAUCACAUUGUGGCUUUCCUGAAACAUUCUUGCUUGUCUGUGAUUAUUAAAAACCAAAAUGCACUCAAGCCCUUUCUUAGUGACUCAAUGUAUGUUUUCAGGUUGUCUUUAGUUAAUAUAUGUGUUUGUGGUAAGAUACACACCACUGUGAUUUAACUGCCUGCUUGCCUCAUUGUGCCAACCACUUUGUAUAGUUCUGCCAUAGGGAAACCCCUUUUCCUGACCUCUACCAAAGCAGUUACACUUUUACUCGUCUAUGCAUUCCCCCAGGUUUUUUUUACUUUGAUGUCAAAUUGGAAUAACUAUUUUAAAUAUUAAAGAUUGAACUAUUUUA
This is a messenger RNA of Xenopus laevis (African clawed frog), 5876 nucleotides long. RefSeq names its product elastin microfibril interfacer 2 S homeolog (gene emilin2.S). Gene Ontology annotation, cellular component: supramolecular fiber; extracellular region; non-collagenous component of interstitial matrix. The record is from RefSeq and is a predicted model, not a curated record. The transcript is spliced from 11 exons. NCBI's taxonomy places the organism in Eukaryota, Metazoa, Chordata, Amphibia, Anura, Pipidae. Gene Ontology annotation, biological process: positive regulation of multicellular organismal process. The coding region runs from base 317 to 3739 and encodes 1140 amino acids.